Anopheles cruzii is the source of this 211-nucleotide messenger RNA. RefSeq lists its product as uncharacterized. The transcript has 3 exons. The record is from RefSeq and is a predicted model, not a curated record. Lineage: Eukaryota; Metazoa; Arthropoda; Insecta; Diptera; Culicidae. The annotation marks the transcript as partial.
CGACUCCACAAUGACGACCAACCGAAUGCACAAAGUGUUCCUGUACAGCUUGGCCAUCUCGCUGAUAGCCAUCUUUAUCACGCUGGCUAGCAAAGUAUUCCCAAUCGCGAACCUGCCGAUGAGUACGAACAUUAUUAUCGUUGGCACUUGUUUGGCAAACUUUGCCUCCGUCAUCGCACUGAUCGUGGGCAUCGUAACGCGGCGACCGCGC